Nyctereutes procyonoides (raccoon dog) is the source of this 6887-nucleotide messenger RNA. It is a transcript of the gene MRPS21, whose product is annotated as mitochondrial ribosomal protein S21. NCBI's taxonomy places the organism in Eukaryota, Metazoa, Chordata, Mammalia, Carnivora, Canidae. Gene Ontology annotation, biological process: translation. Gene Ontology annotation, molecular function: structural constituent of ribosome. The record is from RefSeq and is a predicted model, not a curated record. Bases 247 to 510 code for a protein of 87 amino acids. The transcript is spliced from 3 exons. Gene Ontology annotation, cellular component: ribosome.
GAUGGGUUUGGGAGAGCAGGACGGGUGUCGUGGGAGGGGAAACUUGCGCGGGAAAGACGGAGAAAGACUCCGUUCCCAGUUCUCGCCCCAAACGCUCCUGGGGCGGUGAGCGGUACCUGGAGCACCCUGGGGCGUUUCCGGAUCCUCCCGUCCGGGCUUCGUGUAUCUCCGUGGUGACGCCCUGCUCCAGUUUCGUUUCUUCCCCUAAGUUAGGGCCCUGCGGAGUGAAGAUUUAAUUCCAAGGUCAUGGCAAGACAUCUGAAGUUCGUUGCCAGGACUGUGAUGGUACAGGAAGGGAACGUGGAAGGUGCAUACAGGACCCUAAACAGAAUCCUCACCAUGGAUGGGCUCAUUGAGGACAUUAAGCGACGACGGUACUAUGAAAAGCCUUGUCGCCGAAGACAAAGAGAAAGCUAUGAAACCUGCCGGCGUAUCUACAACAUGGAAAUGGCUCGCAAAAUCAACUUCUUGAUGCGAAAGAACCGGCCGGAUCCAUGGCAGGGCUGCUGAGGCCUGUGGAUAGUAGGCCCAGUAUGAAAAUCCCUAUCCAGCUAAUCUCCUUUCUUUCUCUGAUCCUAUUUUCUCUUACUUUUCUUGUAAUAAAUUCAGUCACAUAUAUGUAAGAAGGCCUGCAUACAUAGAAGCAGUCGCAUAGUUAACAAUGGACUCUGUCUUUUAUUACAUGGAAAAGAAAGUAAGUCAGAAAGUAGUCUAAGAGUAGAAUGGUAGUUGCCAAGCACUGGCCGGGAGUGGGGCAUGGGUAAUUAGUGUUUAAUGGGUACAGAAUUUUAGUUGGGGAAGCUGUACAAGUUCCAGAGACAGAUGAUGGUGAUAGUUGCACAACACUGUGAAUAUGCUUAAUGCCACUGAACUGUACAUUAAGUGGUUAAAAUGGCAAAUUUCAUAUAUAUUUAGUUAUAAUAAAAAUUUAUGGGGGAGGGACAAAAAGGGGGAGGAGGGGAAAAAUUAUUAAAUAGUCUAAGAGAGGUGAGGAACUGUUCUAAAAUGUAGUGAAAUAUAUCUACCAUUUCCUACCCAAUUCUUAUGAAACCCAAAGCAGGAAAUUAUGGAAAAGCAUCUGUUACUCUUUACUGAACUGUCCCCCCUCUACCAACUGUUAGAUAAAAGGAGAGGAGGCAUCUAUGUAUUUGGAAUAAAUUGCCACUGAAACAUCCAUCAACCAGACUAGUGCUGGAGUCCGUGUCCAGAGGAAUCCUUAAGACCAAUCUAACAUUCGCUCCUGUUUUCUGUCUUUUUUUCAGUUUUCCUAAAGGAAGCUAAUGAAGGGAUAGUGAAGAAGAAAUAAAGCUGUAGGUGGAUGGUAGAAAAGAGAGAAUGAGCGAAUAUUAAGAAAUAUAAGGGCACAGAGCCAGAAAUAUCUACAGCAGUGAUUCUCAAAGUCUGGUGUUCAGAUCAGCAGUAUCAUCAUCACCCAGGAAAUUGUUUGAAAUGCAAAUUCUGGGGCCUCCUUUAGACUCUUGAAUUGGAAAUUGGGGUUAGAGCCCAGUAAUCUAUUUUAACAAGCCCUGGAAGUGAUUCUGAUGCUUGUUAAAGUUUGAGAAUCCCUGGCCCAUCCAAUUCAAAGUAGUUUGCAGGCAGAGAUCCCUACUGUCUCCUCUACUCCUGUUUAACAAGCACUCUUUCGUAUGUUUUCUCUGUGGGAAGACUAGCUCCUCUGCUUCCUUUUGUUUCCUUUGGCCUUGCUCCCUGAUAGCUACGCUGCUAGUAUAAGGAGAGUUGGUGCCAACCUCUAUAGGAGAACACAGUGGGUAGGUGGAGUGACUAGUCCAUCUCUCCUUACCAAGGCUCCAGCCCUCAGUAUGGUGUUUAAAAAGGAGGGAGGGUAAACAGCAGACUGCCAAGCACUCCAGAUUACUAGUGUUCAAACACUGCCCCCUUGUGCUAUAAGUGCAUGAAAUCCAAUUCUCUGGUCUUAAUUUUAGUCUUCAAUAUCUUUUUCCCUUUCACAGUUAACAUACUUAAUUGACUUAGGCAGGCCUGCAAAAAGAUAUGCUGGAACCACUGUUCCUUGCCUUUCAGGACUUGAUCAUUUUUCUUACCCUCAUCAGUAAGGCCCAAAGUGAACAAAGCAUAUUAUAGGGCACAGCAUAGAAGUAGCUUAGCUUAGAAAUAGAUCUCAUCCUUGCCCUCCAGAAACUUACACUGUGGUUGAAAAAAUUCUGUAUACAGGUGGUGUUCAAUUUUGUUACCUUUGUACAACCUCAUUUUCAAGUUAGGUCCCUUUUUAGUCUCUGAAUGUGGUCAUUUUUUUUUUUUAAGAUUUUAUUUAUUCAUGAGAAUACACAGAGAGGAGAGAGAGAGAGAGAGGCAGAGACAUAGGUAGAGGGAGAAGCAGGCUCCAUGCAGGGAGCCUGACGCGGGACUCGAUCCGAGGUCUCCAGGAUCACGUCCUGGGUUGAAGGCGGCACUAAACUGCUGAGCCACCCAGGCUGCCCUGAAUGUGGUCUUUAAUGUCACUUUUGAGUGAUUUUGAGUCCAGGCAUUGUUUCACCUCUGGCCAAUUGCUGCUGCUGAAGAAUAAAGUCCUGGCCUUUGACAAAAUGGUAGGGUACCGUUUGUGAUAAUAGAGCCAGGCCUGUUACUUGGCAGUAUUCCUCUGAGAUUACAGUUGCUCCUGAGCCCCCUCCAAAAUACCAAGAAGUGGUUAAGAUCUAGAAUUUCCUUAAUCUCUGAAAAUAUCCCCUGCUUGUUCUAGUCACUUUCCUGACCGUUGUCCAUGUCCCUCAGAGCAGUGAACAGUGAUGGAUUUUAGCAGAUAACCAGUUGAGAGGCCUCAUGUGUAAAGAGGAUAACUGGAUAGCUGCCUGAAGUCCAGUCAGUUUGUGCUGUCAUGGCAGGGAGAAAGACCUUCCACUCCCUGCUCUGAGAAGCUAGAAGAUACCUUAUGGUCAUAAAAUGAAUAGAAAUUUCCCUAAUCCAUUUAUCCCUGCAUUGGGUUCAGGAGAGUGGUGGUUUGGUGCUUACCCAGUUGCAGAGUGGUAGAUGCAGUACCUCAUAUCCUGAUCUUAGGCACCUGUGACAUUUCUUUGAUGUGCACUGGAUUGCCUCUGACAGGUCGAUUCCAAUCACAAUUUAAGAAUCUUAAAAUGUUUAGUGCUCUGGAAACAGGUACCGCUUUAAAAUUGGGACUCUGUUGUGAAACUUUGACAUUGUACUUUAAAGUUUUCAGAAGUGAUCUAAGUAUGAAACGAGAGUUUGCCUAUACGUUAACUGAAAACAUUAAGGAAUAAUACCUCACUGAAUACUAACAAGAUAAAGUAAUUAUGGAGUGAUGUGUUAAGUGUAGGUAUUUGAAGGGAAAAGAAGAUAUUGGGACUUGCACUAUGUGUAUUUAAGUUUUUUUUUUUUUAAUUCAAUAAUGAGAGACAGAGAGAGAGAGAGAGGCAGAGACACCGGAGAGAGAGAGACACAGACACAGACACAGGCAGAGGGAGAAGCAGGCUCCAUGCAGGAUGCCCGAUGUGGGACUCCAUCCCAGGUCUCCAGGAUCACGCCCCAGGCCGAAGGCAGCACUAAACCACUGAACCACUAGGGCUGUCCAAGCUUUUUGUUUAGAAAGAUCUAGAUUUAAUCAUGAUCUUGGCAAGUUAUUUAACAUAAAUUUUCGUUUCCCCUGUAAAAUGAGAAUAAUUGUAUAUAGGGGUUUGUGGAGAGAAUUAAAUGAGCUCAUGCAUGUCAAAUGCUUAGCGUGGUUUCUGGCACAGAUCUUAAUAAAUGUUAACAAUAAUCUCUGGCCAGUUGUGCCAGAUAGAAGCCUGGUCAUUGAGUCCUCCUCCACACUCAGCCAUACUUAGCGUUCACUUAAUUCCUGUGUUGAAGACUAAAGUACCACAAUAGCCAUUUAACUAUUUUGCAUCAGUGUUGCCUGGCCUUCAAUCCCUCCACCCUUACUUAUGUCAGAAUGAUUGUUCUAAAAUGCAACCCUGGGGAUCCCUGGGUGGCACAGCGGUUUGGCGCCUGCCUUUGGCCCAGGGCGCGAUCCUGGAGACCCGGGAUUGAAUCCCAUGUCGGGCUCCCGGUGCAUGGAGCCUGCUUCUCCCUCUGCCUGUGUCUCUGCCUCUCUCUCUCUCUCUGUGACUAUCAUAAGUAAAUAAAAAUUAAAAAAAAUAAAAAAUAAAAUAAAAUGCAACCCUGAUCAUUUCACUUUCCUAAUAAGUAAGUAAUUGGUUCCCAUUUAAUUUCUUUUUUUUUUUUUAAGAUUUUAUUUUCAUUUAUGAGAGGCACAGAGAGAGAGAGGCAGAGGGAGAAGCAGGCUCCAUGCAGGGAGCCUGAUGUGGGACUUGAUCCCGGAACUCCAGGAUCACUCCCUGGGCCGAAGGCAGGCGCUAAACCACUGAGCCACCCAGGUAUCCCCAGUUCCCAUUAAUUUCAAGAUAAAGUCCAAAAUACUAGCAUGGCAUUUAAGGCCUUUCAUGACUGAAUCAUGCUUUUCUGUCUAACCACUUGUCUUCUCCAAUGAACUCCUGGGACAUGCUGUUUUCUCCCUCUGCCUAUACACCAGCUCUCAGUUUGGCUGUUCUCUGAGAUGACUUCCCUGAUCUCUACCAACUUUUCUUUUUCUAUUCCUUUUUUUUGUGUGUGUCUUGAAUUUAUCUUUACAAGCUUACUUCUAUAUUAGUAGUUGAUUUCUGUAAUUUGUUGUGAUGUAUUGCUUAUUUGCUUUUUUCUCUCCAUUAGAUUUUCAGUUACCUGGAGGUUGGGUCUUUAUUGUUUUUUGAACCACUGUAUUCCCAGUGCCUAGAAUAAUGCCCAGCAUUUAUAUGCUUAAUAAGUGGGGCAAUGGGUUGCUCAGUCAGUUGAGCAUUUCACUCUUGAUUUUGGCUCAGGUCAUGAUUUUGGGGUCGUGGGAUCGAGCUCUAUGCUUGAGAUUCUCUCCCUUUGCUCCCCCUAAAAUAAAUAAAUCUUUAAAAAAAUAAAUGCUCAAUAAAGAUUUUUUUAAAGAUUUUUUUAAAAGUCCUCUCUAAAAAAAAAAAAGAAAACAAAAAAAGUCCUCUCUACAACCAGCAUGGGCUCAAACUUAAAACCCUGAGAUCAGGAGUCACAUGCUCUACUGACUAAGCCAGCCGGACGCCCCUCAAUAUAUAUUUCUUGAAGGAACAGAUGACAAAAGUAAUAAUCAAUUGAGUCUUACUAUGUGCCUGGCACUGUACUAAAUAUUUCUUUAUUGUAACAAAAUAUACAUAACAUGAAGUUUACCAUUUAAACCAUUUUUAAGUGUAUAAUUCAUUGGCAUUAAGUACUUGCACAAUGUUGUGUGACGAUCAGAACUAUCAAUUUCUAAGACUUUCAUCACCUGAAACAAACUCAGUCAUCAUUAAGCAAUAAUUCUCAACACCUCCUCUCCACAGCCCUUGGUAGCCUCUAUUCUACUUUCUAUCUCUCUUUACUUGUUUCAUCCUUGUGCAGGGGCCAUGCUAAUCUCUGUAUCAUUCCAAUUUUAGUGUAUGUGCUGCCGAAGUGAGCACUCUCUCUACUUGUUUAUUCUAGAUAGCUCAUAUAUUUGGAAUCAUACAGUAGUUAUCCUUUUGUGUCUGGUUUAUUUCACUUAACAUAUUUUCAAGGUUUAUCCAUGAUGUAGCAUGUAUCAGAAGUCCGUUCCUUUUAAUGGCAAUAGCCCAUUGUACAUAUGUACCACAUUUUGUCUAUUUUUUCAUCUGUCAGUGGACACUUGGGUUGCUUCUACUUUUUAGUUAUUGUGAAUAACGGGUGUGAACAUGGGUGUUCAAAUAUCUCUUUGAUACCCUGCUUUCAGUUCUUUUGUGUAUACUCAGAAGGAGAAUUGCUGGAUCACAUGGUAAUUAUAUUUUUAAUUUUUUGAGAAACCACCAUACUGUGUACCAUAGCAGCUGUACCAUUUUACAUUUCCACUACCAGUGUAUAAGGUUCCAAUCCUCCCCCCCCCCCAAUGUCUUUAUAUCCUCACCAACACUUGUUAUUUUCUGGGGGUUUUUUGGAGGCUUUUUUUUGUUGGUUUGUUUGUUUUUAGUAGGCUCCACACUCAGCAUGGAGUCCAAUGUGGGGCUUGAACUCAUGACUCUGAAAUCAAGACCUGGGCUGAGAUCAAGAGUCAGAUGCUGGGCAGCUGGGUGGCUCAGCGGUUUAGCGCCGCCUUCAGCCCAGGGCAUGAUCCUGGAGACCCAGGAUCGAGUCCCAUGUCAGGUUCCCUGCAUGGAGCCUGCUUCUCCCUUUGCCUGAGUCUCUGCCUCUCUCUCUGUCUUUCUCUGUCUCUGUCGUGAAUAAAUAAAAUCUUUUAAAAAAAUAAUUAAAAAAGAGUCAGAUGCUUAACUGACUGAGCCAUCUAGGCACCCGUUUUGUUUAUAUUUUUGAUAAUAGUCAUUUUGAUGAGUGUGAGAUGGUAUCUCCUUGUGCAUUUUUUUUCCUUGUGGGUUUUGAUUUGCCCUUCUCUGAUGACUAAUGAUGUCGAGCAUCUUUUCAUGUGUUUAUUGGUCAUUUGUAUAUCUUUGCAGAAAUGUGUAUUCAAGUCCUUCACCCAUUUUUUUUUUAAGAUUUUAUUUAUUUAUUCAUGAGAGACAGAGGCAGAGACACAGGCAGAGGAAGAAGCAGGUUCCACACAGGGAGCCCAACAUGGGACUCGAUCCCGGGUCCCUGGGAUCACACCCCAGGCCGAAGGCGGCGCUAAACCACUGAGCCACCUGGGCUGCCCUUCACCCAUUUUUGAAUUGGGUUGUUUUUUAUAGUUGUUGAAUUAUAGGAGUUCUUUAUACUCUCUGGGAUAUUAAUAACUUAUCAGAUAUAUGACUCAAAUAUUUCCUCCCAUUCCAUGGAUUGUCUUUUCACUUUCUUGAUAGUGUCCUUUGAUGUACAAAAAGGUUUUAAUUUUGGUGAAGUACAAUUUAUCUAUUUUU